This is a messenger RNA of Oncorhynchus kisutch (coho salmon), 1875 nucleotides long. RefSeq names its product uroporphyrinogen decarboxylase-like. Gene Ontology annotation, biological process: heme biosynthetic process. The record is from RefSeq and is a predicted model, not a curated record. Gene Ontology annotation, cellular component: cytosol. The transcript is spliced from 10 exons. NCBI's taxonomy places the organism in Eukaryota, Metazoa, Chordata, Actinopteri, Salmoniformes, Salmonidae. Gene Ontology annotation, molecular function: uroporphyrinogen decarboxylase activity. The coding region runs from base 162 to 1277 and encodes 371 amino acids.
UCUAAAGAUGGCCGCGCCCUGUAGCCGAGGGGUGUGACAUAAUUUUAGUUGUACAACAUUCUGGAUGAUAGUUAAGAAGCAGGCAGCAUUGUGCCACUGACAUCUAGGACACGUAAACAUAAUUUCUACACUUUCUCAACCAUUGUAUCAUCUGUCCCAUCAUGGAAAAUGACGGUCUAAUACUCCCCAAAGACUUCCCUAAGUUGAAGAAUGAUGCAUUCCUCCGUGCAUGCCAUGGCCAGGAGACCAAUCAUGUGCCUGUGUGGUGUAUGAGACAGGCUGGACGCUACCUGCCAGAGUUCCGUGAGUUCAGAGCUGGGAAGGACUUUUUUGAAACUUGUCGGUCACCUGCAGCCUGCUGCGAACUCACUCUCCAGGUCUUCUCACAGCCAUUGAGACGUUUCCCAUUUGAUGCUGCCAUCAUCUUCUCAGAUAUCCUGGUUAUCCCACAGGCCAUGGGUAUGGAUGUCCAGAUGGUGGCAGGAAAGGGCCCUACGUUCCCAGAGCCCCUAAAGGAGCCAGAGGACCUGCUGCUCCUGCAGCCCAAGGUGGACGUCAACAAGGAGCUGGGCUAUGUCUUCAAGGCCAUCACAUUGACACGCCACAAACUGGAUGGCAAGGUCCCUCUGAUCGGCUUCACUGGUGCCCCGUGGACCCUAAUGGCCUAUAUGAUUGAGGGGGGAGGUUCAACAACCCACUCCAAGGCUAAGCGCUGGCUGUACCGCCACCCUGAGGCCAGCCACAAGCUGCUAAAGAUGCUGACGGAUGUCAUCGUAGAGUACCUGCUGGGACAAGUGGCUGCUGGGGCACAGGCCUUGCAGGUGUUUGAGUCCCAUGCUGGCUGUCUGGGCCCAGUGGAGUUCCAGGAGUUCUCCCUGCCCUACCUCCGAGACAUCGCCCGUAAGGUCAAGGACCAGCUGAAGGAGUCAGGCCAGGAUGUCCCCAUGAUUGUGUUUGCCAAGGACGGCCACUAUGGUCUGGAGGACCUCUCUCAGUCCCACUAUGAGGUUGUUGGUUUGGAUUGGACCAUCGAUCCACGCUCAGCACGAGAGCGGACGGGAGGAAAGGUUAGUCUCCAGGGGAACAUGGACCCCUGUGCACUCUAUGCCCCCAAGGAGCGUAUAUCAGAGAUAGUGAAGAAGAUGCUGGAAGGCUUUGGGACCAGAGGGUACAUAGCCAACCUGGGCCACGGGCUGUACCCUGACAUGGACCCAGAGAAUGUGGGUGCCUUUGUAGAAGCUGUCCACACUCACUCUCGCCACCUCAAUCUCAAGUAACACCCCCGUCACCAGGCAACAUUGACCACAGUCAUCAUACUAGCAGAGAGCAGCGCCCAAAGAACUAAGCAACAUUGCAUUGGUUUAUAGAGACAAUGUAUCAUGUAUUCACAGAAAUCCAAUCUACCAACAGGUCUUAUCAAGUAUGUUAUCCCAGGACAAAUCCAGACUUACGCUAUUCCACAAACAAUCAGCCGUUUCCAGCUACAAUAGUCAUUUACAACAUUAACAAUGUCUACACUGUAUUUCUGAUCAAUUUGCUGUUAUUUUAAUGGACAAAAAAUGUGCUUUUCUUUCAAAAACGAGGACAUUUAAGUGACCCCAAACUUUUGAACGGUAGUGUGUGAUUUUUCUUUUAUAAAUAAUAUUUUGGUUAUAUUCUAUAAAUAAUCCUUGGACAAAAGAAAAACAUUAAAGUAGUGCACGACCUUGUAAUAUUUCCUAUGUGUACCUCUGCUCUGUUUUUUCAUCAGGUAGUUCAUCUUACAACAACAUGAAGGGUUUAAUGUGAUUAUCUUGAAAGGUUGUGUGUUGGUCUCAUGGCCAACACUGUUGUUUGACUGUGACAAAUGUACUAAAGCAUAAGCACUAGUGUUUA